Messenger RNA from Sitophilus oryzae (rice weevil), 2930 nucleotides. RefSeq names its product small conductance calcium-activated potassium channel protein (gene SK). The transcript is spliced from 14 exons. Bases 215 to 2662 code for a protein of 815 amino acids. The record is from RefSeq and is a predicted model, not a curated record. NCBI's taxonomy places the organism in Eukaryota, Metazoa, Arthropoda, Insecta, Coleoptera, Curculionidae. Gene Ontology annotation, biological process: potassium ion transmembrane transport. Gene Ontology annotation, molecular function: small conductance calcium-activated potassium channel activity; calmodulin binding. Gene Ontology annotation, cellular component: neuronal cell body; neuron projection; plasma membrane.
CAGAGCGGUUCAAUUUUCGCGGCCGACAAAAAAAUCGUCUUCUUUCUUCAACGCCCGUGCUAUUUUUUUCUCGCCCGAACAUGACAACUUUCUGACAUGUUGCGAUCCUUUGCAGUGCCAGUCGACCGCCUCGGCAGGGGAACCCCCGCACUUAACAGUAACAAACAUCAUGAAUAAAGGUUUAAAGAUAGGCUAGGCCUGGGGGCAUCACAGAAUGAGUAGUCAGGAUGAGACAGCCAGCCUACUAGUGGGCCAGCCCUCCUUGACCAGCACCUCCUCGCCAGCGAAUUGUUCCAAGCCAGUUUUGAUGCGACAGGAAUGCACCACGUUUCUGGUCUCGUCACAACAUCCUCAGUUAUCGGUUUUCUCUGACAGCGAAGAAGACGGAUCGCUCUGUCUCGAAGAGAAUAGCACUCGUUCUGUUCCCGACAUAGAAUUACAUUGCAGACUAGACGUGAAAGGAUGCAAGCAAAAUAUCUCGUCGCACCCAACGCGCAAUCGCAGUUCAUCCAAUGCCUUCCAGCUGGCACCAUAUUCCUCCUUAACGAAUACCAGGGGCAUUCUGGAGCGAAGAACGUCCACCACACCGGCGUCCACACUGAAAAUUGGACGCUCAGUAUCGAGGGAGAGCGUCAGGUCUAUCCACCAUUGUACCUGCCCUUGCCUCAAUGCUCCGGUGUCGUGCAGUUCGUGUCCAGUCGCGCCCGCCUCCUCUGUGGUCACCACGUUACCGAGCUCCAGGAUAAUUCGCCAAAGUUCGCAACCGGAAGCAUCGGCCGCCCCAUGUUGUGGAACAGGCUGUGUUCAUCAUGGGGUGGCUGCCCACCCAUCCACCUCUCUCAGACAGCUAAGAGACCACGAUGCAGGAGGCAUAGCAGGCAUCGCGGCUGAUUCGCUUCGAAUCAACGGCGCCAUGCGCAAUUUUCGCCAGGGUUCUGGCAUGCUGUCUUCUUCUCAAACAAUGGCGCAGGCGCGAAGAACAAGACUCAAGCGCGCCCUUACAGAAGUCUCCAGCGACACAGUGUCCUAUGUAAAAACGUUGAGGAAACCAGUCUCAACCCUAUCCAUUCCCGGGGCUGUGAAAAACUCAAGCAGGGAUUCGGCGGGGGGCGGGGGCAAGAUGCAGCAAGAAGAAGGAGCCGGGGUAGCCCUGGUGGGCCACGUGGACUACCCGAGGUUCAUGGAGGACCGCACGAUAGGCACGGGGUACAAGGGGCCCUCGUCAGGUAGCCUCAAGCACAAGCCGAACGUAGGCUAUAGGUUAGGUCGGCGUAAAGCCCUCUUCGAAAAGCGGAAACGGAUAAGCGACUACGCCUUGGUGAUGGGAAUGUUCGGGAUUAUUGUUAUGGUUAUAGAAAAUGAACUUUCAAGUGCCGGAGUUUAUCGGAAAGAUGAAUUUUACUCAAUUGCGCUCAAAACUUUGAUAUCUGUAUCGACUGUGAUUCUUUUAGGCCUCAUUGUAGCCUACCAUGCUUUAGAAGUACAGCUCUUCAUGAUAGACAACUGUGCGGACGACUGGCGGAUCGCGAUGACCUGGCAGCGAAUAUGCCAAAUAUCCAUGGAAUUAAUAAUUUGUGCAGUGCAUCCGAUUCCGGGCCAUUACCGCUUCGUGUGGACCACGAAACUAGCCAACAGACAAAACGGUGGCAUCGGAUCGAAAUGCGUGCCGUACGACGUUCCCCUCUCUUUGCCAAUGUUCCUCAGACUCUAUCUCAUUUGCCGAGUGAUGCUGUUGCACAGCAAACUGUUCACCGACGCGUCGUCGCGCAGCAUCGGCGCAUUAAAUCGGAUUAAUUUCAACACGCGGUUUGUGCUCAAAACGCUGAUGACCAUCUGCCCAGGUACGGUCCUGCUGGUGUUCAUGGUGUCGCUGUGGAUCAUUGCCAGUUGGACUCUGCGCCAAUGCGAGAGAUUCCAUGAUGAAGAGCAUGCAAACCUUCUAAAUGCAAUGUGGCUUAUAGCCAUAACGUUUCUUAGUGUAGGAUUUGGUGAUAUUGUGCCUAACACGUACUGCGGUAGAGGUAUAGCAGUGAGCACUGGUAUUAUGGGUGCAGGAUGUACAGCGUUAUUAGUAGCGGUAGUUUCUAGGAAGUUAGAGCUAACAAGAGCUGAAAAACACGUUCACAACUUCAUGAUGGACACACAGCUAACGAAGCGGUUAAAAAAUGCUGCAGCAAAUGUUCUAAGAGAAACAUGGUUGAUAUACAAGCAUACAAGGCUAGUGAAAAGAGUUAACCCAGGUAGAGUUCGGACACACCAAAGAAAAUUUUUGCUUGCUAUAUACGCACUAAGAAAAGUAAAGAUGGAUCAAAGAAAGCUCAUGGAUAAUGCCAAUACAAUCACAGACAUGGCAAAGACGCAAAAUACCGUAUAUGAAAUAGUUUCCGAUAUGAGCACCAGGCAGGACACGUUGGAAGACCGCCUAACAAAUAUGGAAGAAAAACUAUCUGCCCUGCAAGAACAGCUAGAUCUUCUUCCGGACUUAAUAGCUUCGAGAAUACAGACGCAGCAAGAGAAGAUAGAGCAGAGGAGAAACUUCCUGCAUCCAGAAUCUGCUGCAGGAUUGCAACAAUCCAGGAGCGUCCCCCCGGCCUGUCCCUGGCCAGGACCCGCUGCGAUGCCAAACGUGUCCAGACCGGCAACAACCACAACACAAAGCUAGGGAUAAGCCAACUAUUGUAGUAUUUGUUAAGGACUAUUUUAUAAAAAGGACGAGAUUUUAAUUUAAAACGCUUAUUUUUAUUUGAAUAAAUGAAAAAAGUAAAUCUUCAAUAAGUUCGUUCACAAAUUAAUUAAAAUAUAGAGUAAGAAAAGCUAAUACAAAAAAGUGUAUGUAAUAUCAGAAUUUACUAUCGAAUGGUUAUACAGGGUGAGUCUUAAAUAUGCGCAAAUAUUUUCAGGGCUGGUAGAUCUCUAUAAAAUAAACAUAU